AUGAAAUCAGCCCACGUCUUCAAGAAAACGGAUACAGAGCUGGAGGUCCGCCUCCAAGACUUGGCUAUCCCCUCCCCCGAGCCCAACCAAGUCCUAAUCAAAGUCAUCGUCGCCGGAACAAACCCCAAGGACUGGAAAUAUCCUCUCUUGAUCAAGAACGCCUCAGGCCUAAACACUGGCGACGAUGUGGCCGGAUACAUUGAGGCGGUGGGCUCCAAUGUCACCGAGUUUAAGGUGGGCGACCGCGUAGCUGCCUUCCAUGAAAUGGGAAAACCCUACGGCGCGUUCGCCGAGUAUGCGAUUGCGUGGGAGAAGACGACGUUUCAUCUCCCCCAAGCCACUUCGUUCGAAGAAGCCGCUACCAUUCCCCUGGCCGCGAUGACCAGCGUGGUUGGCCUUUUCUGCCGCCUGGGACUACCGGAGCCUUGGGUCACGGUUUCGCAGGCCCGCAACGAUGCCCUGGCCGGAGGCGUGGUUGUCUAUGGCGCUGCCUCAGCCGUCGGCGCUUUCGCCGUGAAACUUCUCGUCCGUUCCAAAUUGCACCCGAUCAUUUGCAUUGCAGGACGUGGCAUUUCGUUUGUCGAAGGUCUGAUCGACAAAUCUAAAGGCGACACUGUCAUUGACUAUCGCCAUGGACACGACAGUGUCGUCGCGGGUAUUCGUGGUGCUGUCCCGAAGGGCCAGAAGCUGAUGUACGCUUUUGACGCGGUCAGCGAAAAGGGGAGUUAUCAGAACAUUUUGAAAGUUCUCGACCCCCAUGGCCAUAUCAGCUUGAUCCUGCCGGGGAAAAAAUACCAGGGCAUCCCCGAAACAGUCCAUCAGACCAUCACCACUGUUGGUUCCGUUCACGGUGUUCCAGACGACUUGACUGAUCUCGGUUAUGCGUGGUUCCGGCUCUUCAGCUUGGGGCUCAAGGAGGGUUGGUUCAGUGGACAUCCGCAUGAGGUGGUGCCAGGUGGGUUGAAUGGAGUGCAAACCGGGUUGGAAAACUUGAAGGACGGUAAGGCCAGUGCUGUCAAGUAUGUCUAUCGGAUUGAUGAUACAGAGGGUGUGAAUCGAAGCAAAAUCUAA
This is a messenger RNA of Rhinocladiella mackenziei CBS 650.93, 1071 nucleotides long. RefSeq lists its product as uncharacterized. The record is from RefSeq and is a predicted model, not a curated record. Bases 1 to 1071 code for a protein of 356 amino acids. The transcript has a single exon. Lineage: Eukaryota; Fungi; Ascomycota; Eurotiomycetes; Chaetothyriales; Herpotrichiellaceae. Gene Ontology annotation, molecular function: oxidoreductase activity, acting on NAD(P)H.